Messenger RNA from Cladophialophora immunda, 2040 nucleotides. RefSeq lists its product as uncharacterized. Gene Ontology annotation, biological process: regulation of DNA-templated transcription. Gene Ontology annotation, molecular function: DNA-binding transcription factor activity, RNA polymerase II-specific; transcription cis-regulatory region binding. NCBI's taxonomy places the organism in Eukaryota, Fungi, Ascomycota, Eurotiomycetes, Chaetothyriales, Herpotrichiellaceae. The coding region runs from base 1 to 1677 and encodes 558 amino acids. The transcript is spliced from 6 exons. Gene Ontology annotation, cellular component: nucleus. The record is from RefSeq and is a predicted model, not a curated record.
AUGACUCUAACGGCAUCCGUGCUCCGAGAGCCUGCGUACCAUGUGCCGCCGCUAAAUUGUCUGAGGCUGAAGAAGCCGUGUCGCGCGCAGCCGCCUGGCGCUCACAGGCGCAAGCCCCAACAGAAAUCAGAUGUCACGCGGCUCGAGCAGAAGCUCGAUGGGGUGGCUGCGAUUCUGACUGCCUCCGAUCUUGGAGCCUCGAAAGUCGCAGGCGCCCCGCUACAGCUCCCCACUCAACCUUUCCUUUCGUUGACUUUGUAUAUCGAUCAAUUUAUCAAGAGCAGUGACGAGGCACGACUCAUGCUAGAUGUGUUCCGGAAUGAAUUCAUGCCUCAUUUUCCCUUCGUUAUCAUUCCGCCGCACAUGAGUCUCGAGGAGCUCCGGGGAAAGAAGCCCUUCUUCUUCAUGGUUGUCAUGAUGAUAGCCUGUCGACAUGACGUACCCCGACAGACAGCACUAGGGAAGACGCUCAAAGAAAUCAUAGGCCAGAAGAUGAUGACUCAUGGUGAGCAGAGCUUGGACUUGCUGCAAGGGCUUCUCGUUUACUUGGCAUGGUAUCAUGUCAAUCUCCAUCUCGGUGGCCAACUCACGGUCGUUGUCCAUCUGGUCAUGUCGGUGAUGAUUGAUCUCGGCCUAAACAAACACUAUACUCCUCGAAAAUACGCGAAGCCUCAAAGGGAUUAUUUUCACCUGGACCGACACGAGACAGCAGCGCGAACGUUGGAAGACCGCCGAACCUAUCUCGGCUGCUUCUACAUGACUUCUGUGGUAUCGAUGACCGCCCGAGAUUUCGAAGCCAUCCGAUACACCAAGUACACUGAAGAGUGCUAUACAAUGAUAUCAGAAGCACUUGAGUAUCCUUCAGACAGUUACCUUGUCCAACUAACCAAGCUGAACUAUCUUGGUGACAAAAUAAGCCGCACGAUAGUCCAGAGAGAGUGGGACUUGUCUUCAGGCAUAUCCGCACCAAUAGGGGCUUACGUAAAGUCACUCGAGGCCGAGCUACGCAAGUUCAAAGUGUCCAUGUCUCUUGAGCUCCCCCAAAGUGUGCCACUCCUCAUGCACUAUUAUGCAGUCGAGACAUUCCUGUGCGAAAUCGCAUUGGAUGACAACGUUCCUGCUUCACGAUAUGGGUCUUUCUCCGUUACACGCCUUGACAUGCUGUUCGCUUGUCUCACAUCCGCAAAACACUUUUUUGACAUAUUCCAUUCUCUGCCUGCUUCAACACAUUUUGACCUACCCUACUCCACAUUUACCAUCGUCAGCCAUCUCUACGUGGUCCUGUCGAAACUGUCUCUUUGUAUCCACGACGGCUGGGACCAGAACUACGUCGCGUCAUAUUUAAACUUCCACGACGUAUUGGACCGGUUGUCGAAGAAGGCUGAGGAAGCUAGGGAGCUGAUUCUGCAGGCUAACCAAUUGGCCGAUUCCGCGUCUUCUUCAAACACCCUGCUACGCAGUGUGCCGCUGGUCUGGAUGACGGUGACCGCCAAGGUUCAAGAUAUCAAGGCGGUGCACGAUGCAAGGAAAGCAGAACAAUCGAGGAGGCCUCAGCCGGAGAAUCCAACCUCUGAUCUCGGAGCCGAACUGCCGGGACUGCCGAGUGAAUGCGCAAUGCCAGAUACGCUCAGCUUCUUUGACUUCCUCGACGAACCAUUGUGGCAGAACUGGGCGUGAAAAUUGGGACCGGGUACUCCCCGCCUUUUGGCCCAGGGACGACGCUAUCGCCUUCACUGUAUGUUGGAUGUUUCCUGACCCCAAUGAAACGUGGACAAUGAUCGGAAGGCUGGAUGCGAAGCCAGAGAACGUCUCCUGAGACGGGGUAAGUCACCUCUCAAAGCGCCAAACCCGCUUGAUAUCAGCGGAUGGAAAUCCAGCAGCUGCGGCUCUAGCUGCGUGGAAGACACUCGAUGGCAUAAAUCGCCUAUCUACAUCAACAUACUAUUAUACUCGUGUCAGUAUUAGUGUGAGACAACAACCAUGCCAUCUUCAUUUCUGUCACACGAUCAAGCACUCAUUCUUGGGCUCUGCAAGUUCACA